AUGGCAUGCAGCCUCUUGGUCUGGGCUCGAGGCUGGCGUGGGGCAGAAGUGAGCAUGAUCGUCGACGUAGACCUCCUCAUUCUCCUCUCGCUUGCUUGCUUUAUCUGUCUCUUGACGUCGAUAGUAGGAUUGAGCGGCAGCCUUCUCAACUCUCGCCCUAUCCUCGCGCUCUACACCUUUCUUCUCUGGCCAUGCUUGGUCUCGAAGCUCGUCGUGGGGUACAUCUCUUACAAGCGGGCCAAUUUUCGGCUCGACAGAAAGCUCAAUAUGGUCUGGAGUCGAUAUCUGACGAACCUUGAUCGCCUGAGGAUCCAGGAGAAUCUUCAAUGUUGCGGGUACUACUCUCCAUUGCACCAGGCCACCUUCUCGCGCAUGUGCUAUCCGCGCACCAACCUACCAGGCUGCAAAGGCCCUCUCUUCGCUGCCGAGUCACUCUCACUACGACGCCUGUACCGCGCCACAUUCAGCCUCGUCUUUGUGCAUCUCGUCAACAUUCUCGUCUCGCUCCUUUGCUCAAACCACGUCAAUGUUAAUUUCGGCAAAGGCCUCACGCCUCGCCGAUACAGACUCAACGGGACGCAUGUUGAGAUAAAUGCCGCGGGAGCGAUGCGGGAACUCGACGACCUCGACGAGUAUAGGAGGAGGAGCAUGAAACGUCAACUUGGUCUGGGGUUAGCCAAUAUGGAUCGCGAUGAAGCGCUGAGGCACCACCAGGAGCGGGAGUCGCUACAUUACAGUUCUUCAUGA
Messenger RNA from Acaromyces ingoldii, 747 nucleotides. RefSeq lists its product as hypothetical. The coding region runs from base 1 to 747 and encodes 248 amino acids. The record is from RefSeq and is a predicted model, not a curated record. The transcript is spliced from 4 exons. Lineage: Eukaryota; Fungi; Basidiomycota; Exobasidiomycetes; Exobasidiales; Cryptobasidiaceae.